Messenger RNA from Fusarium falciforme, 1014 nucleotides. RefSeq names its product Short-chain dehydrogenase/reductase family protein. Bases 1 to 1014 code for a protein of 337 amino acids. The record is from RefSeq and is a predicted model, not a curated record. The transcript has a single exon. Lineage: Eukaryota; Fungi; Ascomycota; Sordariomycetes; Hypocreales; Nectriaceae.
AUGUCUACUAUGCCCUUCUUCCAACCUUCCAUCCAACCUCUUCCUGCUGACCUGAACUUCCAAGGCCAGACGGUAAUAGUCACAGGCGCUAGUUCAGACUUGGGACUUGAGUUCAGCCGCCAAUAUCUCGUCAGGAAUGCCUCAACCCUUGUUCUGGCCGUUCGCAAUGUGUCCAAAGGCGAAAAGACCAAGGAGACUCUGUUGACUGACCCGGCCAUCUUGAAGUCAAACACAAGAGCCGACAUUCGAGUCAUGCAAUUCGACGCCGAGUCGUAUGAAAGCACCAAGAGAUUUGUGGCGCAGGUCAAACAAGAGCUCAAGCAGGUGCACAUCUUGAUGUUGAACGCCGGCGCCAAUGGCGUCGCCUACGAAGAGACUCGGGAUGGCCAUGAGAAGACUGUGCAAGUCAACUACUUGUCCAACGCGCUGCUGUUCUUUGAGCUUCUGCCUCUCCUGGAGGAGACAGCCAAACAAACAGGGAGCCCGACUCGAGUUUCACUGACAGGGAGUCGCAUGUACGACACCGGCUCGCUCUGCAAAGAACCGGCAUCGACGAUACCACAGCCUAUGCUCAAAUUCCUCGAUGACCCGAAGAACUUCAAGAGCUUCGGUCGUUACGGAGACUCGAAGCUGCUUGUUUUGUUGUUUAUCCACCGGUUGGGCACACUCUAUGGCUCUGAUAAAGUUAUUGUGAAUAACUUUUGCCCUGGCAUGGUCGACACGCCCAUGACCAAGAAUUUGCCUUGGUAUCUUCGCGUUCCAGUCGCUGCAUUGGGCAUCUUGAGGAGAGUCAGGAAGGUAGAACAUGGUGGAUGGGUUGGCUUAAAUGCCGCCGCAGUGGCUGGGCGUAAGUCUCACGGUCAGCUGAUUGGCGACACCAAGAUUGAAAAGGAAGCUCAAUUUCUAACCUCUGAAACCGCGAAGCUGUUCCUAACGAGUGCACAGAAUCGAUGCAUUCUACCAGUCAGACGCCAUGAGAGUUUUAGAAGAGAGGUUGUGGCAAGACAUGAUUGA